This is a messenger RNA of Branchiostoma belcheri (Belcher's lancelet), 3609 nucleotides long. Its product is annotated as insulin-like growth factor-binding protein complex acid labile subunit. The transcript is spliced from 13 exons. Gene Ontology annotation, molecular function: protein binding. The record is from RefSeq and is a predicted model, not a curated record. Gene Ontology annotation, cellular component: extracellular matrix. The coding region runs from base 15 to 2552 and encodes 845 amino acids. Lineage: Eukaryota; Metazoa; Chordata; Leptocardii; Amphioxiformes; Branchiostomatidae.
UCAACCCAUUCGCCAUGUCACGUGCAAGUCUGCUGUUCCUGUUGUCGUUAGUGACGAUACUGAGCCUCGCGCAUGCGUGUCCGGACGCAUGUUACUGCGUCGUGCGUCAUGUGUGGUGUCACGAGGCCAGGCUCACCGAACUGCCCGCUGGGAUUGAACAAACAGUUCACUACCUCGAUUUAGGUGGGAAUGAUAUUUCUAGGCUGCCGCCCAUGUCCCUCGUGCCUUACCCGAACCUGCGCUCGGUAAUCCUCGGCAAGAAUCGGCUCUUGUACAUUCCCGACUACACCUUCGGGAACAUGACCUUCAUGGAGACGCUGCACUUGGACAACAACAACAUCACCAAGGUUGCUGAAAACGGCUUCAAGGGACUCGGUGGACUCCGGACACUGGGCCUGUCCGGAAACCGGCUGACGGAAGUCCCUUCCGUGGCUCUACGUCAGAUCCGGAACUUACGUCACCUGGAUCUCUCAAACAACAACAUCCACAACCUCGUGCAGCAUUCUUUCGCCGACGUGCCUUACUUAGAAUCAUUGAACCUGAGCUCCAACUGUAUUGAGAAAAUAGACAAAGAAUCCAUCUGUUCGCUCCGCAGAAUGAAGCAUCUGGACCUCUCUAACGCCUGUCUGUACCAGGUGCCAAGACAAGCCCUCGUCCGUCUGGACCAGCUCCAGACCCUGAACCUGGCGGGAAACAACCUCAAGCGCAUCUCCGUCUUCGCCUUCGGUGCCCAGAUCUACCUGAAGAGUCUUGACUUGAGCAUGAACAAGAUCACGUACGUCUCACCUGAUGCCUUCAUCAACGGCUGCAGCCUGCAGAAACUCAGCCUUCAGGGGAACUCACUGUCCGCCGUGCCCACUAAAGCCUUCAAACCCAUGAAGAACUUAGAAAACGUGCAGCUAGGACACAACCGCAUCCGGAGGGUAGCUCCCGGGGAACUGGACGAUUUUCCCACCGUGAAGGUUCUGGGACUGGACGGUAACCAGAUCAGGUCCGUCUCGAGCCGGCUCCUCACGCGGCUGCCGAAGUUCCAGGCGCUGGACAUCUCCGACAACCCGCUGUCCUGUGACUGCAACCUCGACACGUUCCUACGGUGGGCCGACCGCAAGCUGAUCUCCGUGACCCAUUCGGAGGCUGGCUGGCGACCGUACCGUGAGACGUGUGACGCCGCGGCCACUGCCGCACCUGUCCCCGAGCAGGAGCCGUGUCCUGCCCAGUGCCGCUGCCUGCGGGGUCCCUUCUCCUUCUGCGGCCCCUCGGACUCAGCCGCGCAGUACGUCUCCGUGACGUGCGGCCGCCAGGGCCCGUGGGAGCUGGCCUCCGUACCGACCCGUCUGCCCACCCGGACGAGGAACCUGUACCUGGACGGGAAUAAGAUCGCUGUGGUGCGGGAGGAGCAGUUACUAGGCGUGCCGGAGUUGGAGGCAUUGUCCUUACAGGACAACCAGCUGACAGAGGUUCCCGUUGACGCACUGAGAGCCGUGCCCGAUCUGAAGUACCUCCUCUUGGCCAACAACCCGAUCUCAGACGUGCCGGCCUUCGCGUUUGCCUGGGUUCCCGGUCUGACUGCGCUGAACCUGGCGAACACCUCCCUGACUGCCGUGCCGUCCAAGGCGCUCCGCCUGCCGCGGAACCUCACCACCCUGCAGAUCAGCGGGCACAUCAAGCGCCUCACAGCGGUCACCUUCGUCGGUAUGAGCUCACUAGAGAAUCUAGUCAUGGACCACAACUGCUUCAAGUCCAUAGACGACGUCACGUUUGAGCCCCUGGUCAGGUUGGUACGGUUAGGGCUCAGUAACGCCUGUCUGCGGGACAUUCCGGUACUGCAGUUGGAGAGGCUUCCCGAGCUACUCUACCUCGAUCUCAGCAAAAACACCAUCUCUGACGUCUCGGACGGCGCCUUCAUCGGCAAUCAGCGCCUGCGGGAACUAAAUCUCGCCAACAACGAGAUCUCGCGAGUCUCACCCUCCGCGUUCGUGGGUCUGGCGGAGCUGCAGAAGCUGGACAUGCGCCACAACCGUCUUCCCAGCGUGCACAUCGACGCACUACUGGCCAUGGCUGGGAACCUGGAGGUCCUGGACUACAGCUUCAACAGGGCCAGAGACCUCCGCCGCUGGAUGGACUCCAAGCAGAUCGACCUGUCCCCGUUACGGGGGUUCCAGGGAACGUGGUGCGCCGCCCCGGAGAGGCUGUACGGGAGAAGCCUCAAGUCCGUCUUCCCGGCAGAACUGUGCCUCGAAAAACAGUCGGGAAGUCCGCAGGGCAAGAGGACCAGGUACCAAACGGAACCACGGCCCAUUUUUCCAACCAGCGGCAUUCAAGACGAGAUCAGCACCUUAUUGGAUCAGGUCCUGGGGCGUGGCAAAGAUGACGAACCUGACCAAUCAGAAGUCAGCACCUCUGUUGACAGCCAAUCAGAGGACAAUAAGCGCACCCCUCAGUCCUCCGUAGACAAGGUUCUGUCACGCCUGAGCAUUCUUUCUUCGCGGAUGUCCAAGAUCGAUGACCUGCUCGCACGCCUGAGAAAGAAACCGCAACGCAGCCGCCGCUAGGCGGCGCACCUGCACGGUCCUGCUGUGGAAGAGUGCAAGCUACAGCCGAUGUCAACAAAGGAGGCAGUACCAUGUCCCCUAAAAGCCUUGUUCUAUCAUGCAUAACUUUUUCAAGGACUUCAAUGCCUAUUCUAGCUAUAAGGGCCUUAUAGCAAGUGUCAUUAUUGAGAAAAAUCAUGUAGUUUCAGUCCUUGACUAAACUACAUGUGUAGGAAUACAUGUACCAAAACUAUAGGAAUACAUGUACCAAAACUAUAGGAAUACAUGUACCAAAACUAUAGGAAUAAUACUUUUUUAUUAGUGGUGCUAUCUCAGCAGAUUUGUAUUGAAUGGCAGAGCCAUGUAUGUGUUUAGACUAAUGCUUCUCUCUUCUGUCAAUACCCAAAGGAGGUUCUACCAACUUUUGGAAGUAAACUUUUCGUUUCUCUUUGCAAUUUUGACUUAGAUGUUGAGAAGUUACUACCUUUGUAAUAUGCCUUUAAUGCAAUGUGCAGCAUGUAUUAACAGUAGCUGAAUUUUAAUCUGAAAGAUGUUUUCUUCUAUGGGCUUAUAUUUAUAUUAGCAUAAGCACUAUUAUAUGUAGCAUACGGUGGCUUAGCCAUCAGAAAAAUGGCCUUUUCUCUAUACAAAGUAGAAAAGUUAUCACUCAUACUUUGUGUGCUGUGCUUUUUCUUAAGAGUGUAAAAAUAACUUCUGGUAUGAACUGGACUGUUACGAAAAUUAGUAUUGUUAAACUAACUUUUCUAUAAAUAUACUAGUAACAGCUCGAGUGGCAGGAUAUAGACUUCAAUGUCACAAAAAAAAAUUAAUAUCCAAAAUUCAUGUAAUUGUGUAUAAUUAAUUACCACUACAUGUAUGUGAUGUAAACAUCAACUGAGUUAUCUGCAUUUUUGCAAUAAAAACUUAGGCUGACUAGAAGAUCGUGUAAAAUUACUUUUUUCAAAGAAAGAAGGUGACAGAAAAAUACCAUAACCUUAUAGAUGUUGAUUGUAGUGUUUUUUUAAUUGUUGUUAUGUUGUAAGAGCACCAUUACAAUAUUAGUCAGUUAAUAUUUCUG